Molecule: messenger RNA, 816 nt
Organism: Ixodes scapularis (black-legged tick)
Lineage: Eukaryota; Metazoa; Arthropoda; Arachnida; Ixodida; Ixodidae
Exons: 1
Coding region: 1-816 (271 amino acids)
Source: RefSeq, a predicted model, not a curated record
AUGUCGAGUGCGGACUACCAAGAGCCGGAGGAUGCAAGUUUUUCGGCAGAUUUUUCUACUGUGAAUGAAAAACUGGACCAGCUACUCUCUCUUAGAGACAAAGUGGACAGUCUGCUUCCACUUCCAGCAAAGGUAGAUGAUCUGCUGACCUUGAAGACUACAUUCGCAGAGUUAAAAGUAACUGUGGAGGAGUUGAAAAGCUCUGUUGAAUUUACCUCUCGCCAAUAUGACGAGUUACUUGCCGAGUUGACUACAAAUAAGAGGGAAACAAAAGACCUCAGGACGGAGGUGACCGAGCUGAAAAACACAAUAUCUGAGCAUGCUGCACAUAUCGGCCGGCUGCAGUUGGACCUGAAUGAGGCUGAGCAGUACAACCGGUUACCUAAUCUAGAGGUCCAUGGAAUUCCGGAGAGUGUUGGUGAAGAUCUCCAACAAUACGUCUGCGAUCUUGCGGCAAAGCUGGAAAUCGCAUCUUUCCAGACCUUGCAUGUUCUUGCGGUACACAGACUUCCCGGUAAAAAGGACAAGAUUGCCCCGGUUUUAGUUAGGUUUUCUUCUGCGGCGGUGCGAGAGACAUGGAUGAGGGCACGUGGCAGGCUGCGCGCGCUCGCGCAAAGUAAGGACUUACCUGAGCUUUACUUCAACGAGAACCUAACCCAGAUAAACCGAAACUUGUUUUGGAAGGCCCGUACAAGGGGAAAGGAAAAGAACUUCAAGUUCGUCUGGGUCCGAAAUGGGAAGAUAUUUGCAAAGCGGCAAGAACAAGCCCCCUCUGUUAGAAUAGGUUGCGAAUUCGAUCUUGGUCUGAUAAACUGA